AUGCGUCCUGUUCUUGCGCUACCCCUGGUCGUCCUGGCCACCCUGGUGGCCCAGUCGUCGCCCGCGACCACGACCUCUGACCCCACGACAACGACCACCACUACCACGACCAGCACAACCACGGCCGCCCCCACCACGACCACCGAGUCCUCAGAGAAGAAGAGGAAGGAGGAGCGCAGGCGGAGGGAGGAGGCUCGCAAGAGAAGGGAAGAGCGCAGGAAGAGGGAGGAGGAGCGCUGGAAGAGGGAGGAGGAGCGCCGAACCCGGAACCGCGGGAGUGGCCGCCAGUUCAGAGGUGUCCGUCGUAUCACAAGGCGAUUCCGCGUUCGUGAGCGCCGCUUUAGACGCUACUAA
This is a messenger RNA of Drosophila biarmipes, 354 nucleotides long. RefSeq lists its product as uncharacterized. The transcript has a single exon. Bases 1 to 354 code for a protein of 117 amino acids. The record is from RefSeq and is a predicted model, not a curated record. NCBI's taxonomy places the organism in Eukaryota, Metazoa, Arthropoda, Insecta, Diptera, Drosophilidae.